This is a messenger RNA of Medicago truncatula (barrel medic), 2549 nucleotides long. Its product is annotated as serine/threonine-protein kinase CTR1. The transcript is spliced from 17 exons. The coding region runs from base 215 to 2257 and encodes 680 amino acids. The record is from RefSeq and is a predicted model, not a curated record. Gene Ontology annotation, molecular function: ATP binding; protein serine/threonine kinase activity. Gene Ontology annotation, biological process: protein phosphorylation. NCBI's taxonomy places the organism in Eukaryota, Viridiplantae, Streptophyta, Magnoliopsida, Fabales, Fabaceae.
UGUUUCUUUGAUACGAAGAGAAAAAGAUGAGAUACAUCAACUUUUGAUUGAGUUAACAUUAAAAAGUCAAUUGACUAUCAGAUUGAAAAAAGUAGAGAUUUGUGAGUCAGAGACCAUUAUAUGGUGGAGAACGAGUAGUUAAGUUAAAAGAGUAAAGUUAGAAGUUAGGUUUGCGAAAGAGGAAAGUUGUUUGAGAGAGCUGAGAUAGGAAAUAAUGUACGGCGGUGGUGAGCGUGAAUGCGAAUCUGAGAGGACGAUGAUGAUUAUGCAGAACGACGAAGAUGAAGAAGACGAAGAAGGUUCUUCUUCUUCUUUCAAGAGCUGGGCAAAGCAAACUGAAGAGAGCUAUCAAUUGCAGCUCGCACUUGCUCUUCGCAUUUCAUCUCACUCUGCUUCUUCCGCUCAAUCCAAUCGCUUCUUGGAUUUGGAAUCCACCUCUUCUCCUUCUCCUUCGUCUUCUUCUUCCGAUUCUCCCCAAUCACUUUCACACCGUUUUUGGGUAAAUGGUUGUUUGCAAUACUCUGACAAAGUUCUAGACGGAUUUUACCUAAUUCAUGGGAUGGAUGCAUAUACAUGGACUAUAAGUACCGAUAUGCAGAAUGUUGGUAUGAUUCCAUCAUUUGAAUCACUAAUGUCGGUUAAACCGUGUGAUAACUCGUCAGUUGUAGUCGUUGCUAUUGACAAAUCAAGAGACCCUGCCUUGAGAGAACUGCAAAGUGGGGUAUUAAGUCUUUCAAGUAACUGGAUUACCAUCAAAGAUGCAACUGAUCAGCUCGCAAAUCUUGUUUGUAGUAGGAUGGGGGGAGGAUCUUCCGAUGAGGAAAAUUUAGGUGCGCGCUGGAAGGAAUGCUCUGAUAUUCUUAAAAGCUGUCUGCAGUGUAUCAUUCUUCCAAUUGGAAGCUUACCCGUUGGCCUUUGUGUUCAUCGAGCAUUGCUCUUUAAAGUGUUAGCGGAUUUAAUCAACCUACCGUGUCGAAUCGCUAAGGGAUGCAAGUAUUGUAGAAAGGACACUGGUGCUUCUUGUAUAGUGCAAUUUGGUUCUGACAGGGAGUAUAUGAUUGAUUUAGUAGGAAGGCCCGGAGAUACAUGCCAACCUGAUUCUUCAGUGAAUUCUGCAUCUUCGAUGUUGAUCCCUUCACCAUUAUGUCAUCCAAGGUUCAAGCCAGUUGAAACAGCUGAAUAUACAAAGACAAUGGCCCAAUUGUAUUUCUUGGACAAUCAAGCACUGCAUCUUGUAUUUGAUACCACGUCAGGAGGUACUGUUGAUUGUAGGGACAAUGUGGAUCUUCAGCAAACUGAAAUGUUUGGUGCAAACUAUGCUGGUGGGAACAACCAUAUAGGUGCUUUCAGUCCUGGUACCGAGGAACAUGUGUCUUUCAAUGAAGCAAACCAAUCAGUAGUGAAUUAUUCGAGUCAUGAAGUUGACCUUGAGGAGGAGGAUCUGGACAUUCCGUGGAGUGAACUUAUUUUGAAGGAGAACAUUGGGACAGGGUCAUUUGGAACUGUACUUCGUGCGGACUGGCGUGGCUCUGAUGUUGCUGUGAAGAUACUUAAGGUGCAAGGUUUUGAUUCCGAACGAUUUGAAGAGUUUCUAAAGGAGGUCACACUCAUGAAGCGCCUACGUCAUCCAAACAUUGUACUUCUAAUGGGCGCUGUUAUCCAGCCACCAAAGUUAUCAAUAGUAACAGAAUAUUUAUCAAGAGGAAGCUUGUAUGAAUUUCUGCAGAUGCCAGGUGUUGGUUCCUCAAUCAGCGAGAAGCGUCGUUUAAGUAUGGCUUAUGACGUGGCAAGUGGAAUGAAUUAUCUUCAUCAAAUGAAACCUCCCAUUGUUCAUAGAGAUUUGAAGUCUCCAAAUCUUUUGGUGGAUGAUUCAUACACUGUUAAGGUAUGUGACUUUGGCCUUUCACGCACAAAGGCAAAUACAUAUCUUUCAUCUAAAACAGCUGCUGGAACUCCUGAAUGGAUGGCACCAGAAGUCAUCAAAGGUGAACUAUCAAAUGAAAAAUGUGAUGUAUUCAGCUUUGGUGUAAUCUUGUGGGAACUGGUGACCCUUCAACAACCAUGGAGGCAGUUAAAUCCUUCACAGGUUGUUGCAGCUGUUGCUUUUAUGGGCAAAAGGCUAGAAAUUCCGAGGCAUGUGAAUCCUCAAGUGGCUGCCUUAAUUGAGCUCUGCUGGUCUACGGAACCAAGGAGGCGGCCUUCUUUCUCCUACAUUAUGAAAUGUUUGCAGCAAAUAAUUGCCAAUGCUAAAGAGUGAAUAAGUUCAUGCAGAUGAUAAAUAGCAAUAUUGAACAAAUAUUAUACUUGGAUUCAGUUUAUUCAGAAUCUUGCUGAAGAGCUGAAUUACGCUGCUGGUUGUUGAUAGAGCAGCAGCAGCCUACCUUUUAGUGUUACAUAUGAUAUACAUAUUAUUCACAAUGCCAUAUUCUAUAUUAUACUUACUUUGGCUGUAUAUAUAAUGAUCAUAUCUUACUUCGGGAUUUGUAAUUCAUUUUACCAUUCUUUUUGAUAAGCGCUCAGUUAUAAUAAUAUUAACCGCUUAUUGUCAA